Molecule: messenger RNA, 774 nt
Organism: Fulvia fulva
Lineage: Eukaryota; Fungi; Ascomycota; Dothideomycetes; Mycosphaerellales; Mycosphaerellaceae
Product: Alpha N-terminal protein methyltransferase 1
Exons: 1
Coding region: 1-774 (257 amino acids)
Biological process (GO): N-terminal protein amino acid methylation
Cellular component (GO): cytoplasm
Molecular function (GO): N-terminal protein N-methyltransferase activity
Source: RefSeq, a predicted model, not a curated record
AUGCCGAACUCUCCAAAACGCAAGGCCGACGCCGACGAAGACGUGUCAAGUAAGAAGUCUCGCACCAACGAAGAAGCAGGCAACGAGGGACCAUCACACUCCAGCGCAACGCCAGAUUCGUUGAUCAACCACACGGCCGCGAUCGCGUAUUGGUCAAGCACACCUGCCACUGUCGAUGGAGUGCUGGGCGGCUAUCCUCAGGUCAGUCGCGUCGAUCUGCAAGGCUCGGCAAACUUCCUAGCCAAGCUACGACGACAGUCAAAGACCUACCCAUUGAGCGCUGGCAAAUUGCAACGAGUAGCCGACUGCGGUGCAGGCAUUGGCAGGAUCACAACAAGCUUCCUGAGCAAGGUUGCAGAGACUGUCGACAUUGUGGAGCCUGUGGUCUCCUUCACAGAUCAGGUCAAGAAUGAGCCUUGUGUUGGACAGGUAUACAACGUGGGAUUGGAGCAGUGGCAUCCAGAGCACCAGUACGAUGUGAUAUGGAACCAAUGGUGCGUGGGACAAUUGACAGACGCGCAAUUGGUUGAGUACCUGCAACACAUACAGUCGUACGUCAAACCAGGGGGCUGGAUCAUCGUUAAAGAGAACCUGAGCAACACCAUCCUUGGAGAGGACGUCUACGAUGAGACCGACAGCAGCGUUACAAGGACAGACGACAAGUUCAGGAAGCUGUUCGAGGAUGCAAAGCUGCGUCUCAUCAGCACCGAGCUUCAGAAAGGAUUCCCGAAAGACCUUUAUCCUGUCCGAGUGUACGCUUUGCAGCCGAAAUGA